GAAACGACAUCGAUGUUAGCCAUGGAUUGGUGUCGUCCUUACCUCUGAAGGCGGAGGAACCCGCAAAAACGCAGAGACCACCGCCACCGCAGAAACGCAGAGAGCGCCUUCAGAGGACGCGGAGGAGAUGCUGCUGCUAAGCCAAGCUCCGACCGGGGCUCUGUCCUUCAAGAGCUGCUGCUGCUCCUCCACCGCUUCUUCUCCCUCCUCCUCCGCCGCCUCCAUCGCCUUCGCCGCCCCUCGCCCCCCUCUCUUCUCCAACCGCCGGCCCAACUUCUUCUCCCGGGCCCACCCCUCGAGGCCCCCCUCCUCCUCCUCCUCCAGGCUCGCCCUCGCCAAGGCCGACGACGCCCUCGACGCGGUCCCUCCGGCUGCCAGGGAGGCCCCGCUAGCUCCCCCUCCCCCGUUCGAUGGCGUCGGCGGCGGCGGCGCCGUCUUCGCGGGUCGGGAGGGCGUUCCCCUCGAGGGCGUCAUCCAAUUGGAGAAGCCGAGCCCCGCCUCCCGUUUGAAGAAAUGGGGACGGGUCGGGUUGCUUGCUGGUGGGGAUGUCGUGGCUUUGCUUGUGUUCGCUGCAAUUGGUAGGUUCAGUCAUGGGUUCCCGGUUUUCGACCUCGAGACUCUGCGAACCGCCGACCCUUUUGUUGCCGGCUGGUUUUUGGGUGCUUACUUCCUCGGGGGCUAUGCUGGUGAUGGUCGUGGCGAGAAUGGUCUGUCUAAGGCAGUCCUCUCUACUACCAAAUCAUGGGCUGUGGGAAUUCCACUUGGAAUAGCUAUAAGGGCUGUGUUAUCAAGCCACAUUCCUCCUUACAAUUUUAUCUUAGUUACAAUGGGAAGCACUGGUGUUUUGCUUAUUGGCUGGAGGACGCUGUUACUUAGUGUUCUCCCAAAUGAUAAGAGCAAGAAGAGCGAUGUCUAUAGACGUGGAAGCCCAUUUGAACUCUUUGAGCUGCUCACAUCAUUAGUGCGAAGGUGGUGAUGGGAAAUCUACUUUGUGCACGUUGCAGCUUCUGUAUCUAUACCUAUUUUUUUAAUGUAUAUCUUUAAGCAUCACAAAGAGGAAAGAGUCGCUGCUUUCUUAGCCGACGACCAAUUUUGAAGAUUGUUUGAGCUCCAUGUAAGGGCUGAAUGGAAUCUCUGAGAAAGUAGUGUUAAUGAAUAAUUAUUUCAUCAA
Molecule: messenger RNA, 1171 nt
Organism: Syzygium oleosum
Lineage: Eukaryota; Viridiplantae; Streptophyta; Magnoliopsida; Myrtales; Myrtaceae
Exons: 5
Coding region: 128-976 (282 amino acids)
Source: RefSeq, a predicted model, not a curated record